AAAGUACAAAAAUUGAGCCCUAAGCGCCUAAAUUUCUCCGAUCCCUCUUCCCCAUUUCAAGAACAUAAAAGAAGAAGAACCGUUCAUGAAACAAAAUUAAAAAUUUACGGUUUUUCGGCUGUUCUUUGCAAUGGUAGGGAUCAUGAAUCCAGUUUCGAGAGAAAAGCUCGAGAGUUUAUCCAGCUCAGUGAAGUUCGCUAUUGACUUAGGUUCCAAGCUAGAGCUUUGUCGUCAACUGAAGCAUGAUUUAUUGGAGGAAGACGCUGCUGAUUUGUCCGAGUUCCUUCCUCGUAUCUUCGACCUUUACUCUGACCCGUCCGGUCCGGUUCGCAAGUUUGCUACCGAGAUUAUUGGUGAAAUUGGAGUGAAGCACCUUGAAUUUGUACCUGAAAUUGCACCAUUUCUGAUAACUGUUUUGGAGGAUGCUACACCUGCUGUUGCUCGACAAUCUAUUGCUUGCAGCAUUGAUUUGUUUCGCCAUACUCUCGAACAGAUUGCAAUUCGGGGUCUUUACUCCAGUGAAUUGGACAGUGAUCUUGAAUCAUCGUGGUCAUGGAUGUUAAAGUUGAAGGAGAAGAUAUAUUCUAUAGCUUUCCAGCCAGGAAGUGGUGGGAUAAGAUUGGUGGCACUGAAGUUUGUUGAAGCAGUUAUUCUUCUUUAUACUCCUAACCCUAAUGGCUCUCUGGAGCCCCCUCCUAAUGAAGGUACCUCUAUAGAGUUUAACAUAACUUGGCUUCGUGGGGGCCAUCCUUUACUCAAUGUUGGGGAUUUGUCAAUUGAAGCUAGCCAACGUUUGGUUUUGUUGCUUGAUCAGCUUAGAUUUCCUACAGUAAAAUCUCUCACCACCUCUGUGAUUGUUGUGAUUAUUAACAGUCUUUCAGCAAUUGCAAAGAAAAGGCCUGCAUAUUAUGGACGUAUUCUACCAGUUUUGCUCAGUUUGGAUCCCCCAAGCUUUGUUAUCAAAGGGGUUCAUGUCUAUGGAGCACAUCAUGCUUUGAAAAAUGCCUUACUCUCAUGCUUGAAAUGCACGCACCCGAGUGCUGCACCGUGGCGGGAACGUAUACUUGGUGCCUUGAAAGAGAUGAAAGCUGGAGGACUGGCAGAUCUAGCUCUCAAUCAAGUUCAUAAAAUUAAUGGAAGUGUAGAAGAGGAAAAAGAUGAUUCUUUGCUUAUUAAGGAAGAAAAGCCCUUGACUAAAGCAUAUGAUGCUGCUGGUAGCAAUGUGGGUAGGAAAAGAUCUGGAACUGAGGGCAGUAGUGAUUUGGCUGAAAAAGAUGAGGUGUCUGGCAAACGUGUCAAGGCAACACCUAGCGUCUCAGAAGAGUCAACAAAAGAGUUAAACAGGAAUAUAACCGUGUCUCAAGGUGAUAUUUCAUCAACUCAAUCUAGCACAAGAAAAGUAGAUGUUGAUACCGGACCAGUACAGCAACUUGUUGGCAUGUUCGGUGCCUUGGUUGCUCAAGGAGAAAAAGCUGUGGGAUCUUUGGGGAUUCUUAUUUCAAACAUAUCUGCUGACUUGCUGGCUGAGGUAGUGAUGGCUAACAUGUGUAACCUUCCUCCUACACAUCCUCACACUGACACUGAUGAUGAAUUGCUGGAGGAUAUGUGCAUAGUUGGAAGUGACACUCAAGCCAAGUAUCCACCGUCAUUUUUAGCUGAUGUCAUUUCACUAUCAAGUACUUUCCCGCCGAUAGCCUCAAUGCUGAACUCCCAGCAAUCAGUUCCCAAUAAAAUAGUGAUACAGAAAACAGAAGGGGAGGAAGAGGUGGAUGUUGUGGCUGACCCUAAUAGUGCUCUUGCAUAUGCUGGAAUGGCUCAUGAAGAUGAAAAUGCUCUCUUGGCCACUGAUUUACCCGUUUCGUCUAACAUUGUUUUGCCUGGAAUGAAGAUUGAUCCACCUACUCCAUCUGAUAUCCAUGAUACAGGCAAUCUUGAAAGUGGCAUACCGGGUUUGGAUUCUUCUUUUCGUAAUGAUGGACUGUCAGAUACCCAAGCUGCUUCCUCAUUAGUCUCUACUGAUAUAGAAGACGCUAGUCAAGAACAAGCUACAAGUUUUGGUGGAAAGUCACCUUUGCAUGUACGUCCAUCAAUUUCAAUAGAUAGGUCUGAGGAGCUUAGUCCAAAAGCAGCUGUUACUGAUUCCAGCAGCAUGGUUUCCUCAACAGCGACUUCUGUUGUUUCAUCCUGUCCUUUUGUCUUGCCCAAGAUGUCAGCACCUGUUGUCAAUCUUUCCGAGGAUCAGAAGGAUGAUGUGCAAAAGUUGGCUUUUGUACGAAUCGUUGAGGCAUAUAAGCAAAUAGCAGUAGCUGGAGGCUCACAAGUUCGUUCUUCUCUGCUUGCUUACCUGGGGGUUGAGUUGCCAUCAGAGUUAGAACUACAGAAGGUUCUUCGAGAACACAUUUUGUCAGAUUAUAUAAAUCACGAGGGACAUGAGUUGACAUUGCGUGUCCUCUAUAGGUUGUUUGGAAAGGCAGAAGAUGAAAGUGAUUUCCUCUCAUGUACAACUGCUGCUUCUGCAUACGAAACAUUCCUUCUGGCUGUCGCUGAAACUCUUAGGGACUCUUUUCCGCCUUCAGACAAAUCUUUAAGUAAACUACUUGGCGAGGCUCCUCGCCUGCCUAAGUCAGUUUUGAAUUUAUUAGGGUGUCUGUGUUCACCUGGAAUUUCAGAGAAAGCUGAGGAGUCACAAAGUGGAGAUAGAGUUACUCAAGGCCUCAGCACUGUAUGGAGCCUAAUUCUAUUGAGACCUCCCAUUCGAGAUGUGUGCUUGAAAAUUGCUUUGCAGAGUGCUGUUCAUCACUUGGAGGAAGUCCGAAUGAAAGCGAUACGCCUGGUAGCAAAUAAGCUGUACCCUUUACAAUCUAUUGCUCAACAAAUAGAAGAAUUUGCAAGGGAAAUGCUGCUCUCUGUAGUAAAUGUUGAUGCUACAGAAAGAACAGGUGCUGAAGGAUUAAUCAGUGAAUCACAUAAGGAUUCUGAUUUGGAAAAGUCAUCAAAUGAGCAUCAGUCAAUGAGUUCCAUUAGUAAAGACAUCUCUGCUGAUGUUCAUCAGUCAGAAACAUCUCAUAGUGGGUCAUCCCCUUCUGUCCCUGAGGCUCAGCGGUGCAUGUCUCUGUAUUUUGCUCUUUGUACAAAGAAGCACUCUCUUUUUGGCCAAAUAUUUAUUAUCUACGGUAGUGCGUCGAAGGAAGUUAAGCAGGCAAUCCAUCGUCAUAUUCCAAUACUAGUCCGUACUAUGGGCUUGUCAUCUGACCUUCUUGAAAUUAUUUCAGAUCCUCCUAGUGGAAGUGAGAAUCUUCUGAUGCAGGUUUUGCAGACACUGACAGAAGGGACAGUUCCUUCUGCAGAAUUGAUAUUUACCAUUAAGAAGUUAUUUGAUUCAAAACUGAAGGAUGUUGAAAUUCUAGUUCCAGUAUUGCCAUUCCUACCAGGAGAUGAGGUUUUGCUGCUUUUCCCCCAUCUUGUAAAUCUUCCGCUGGAUAAGUUCCAAGCUGUGCUUACCCGUUUGCUACAGGGAUCUGCUCACUCUGGUCCAGUGCUCACUCCAGCUGAAGUACUAAUCGCUAUUCAUGGCAUUGUUCCUGAAAGAGAUGGAAUUCCCUUGAAGAAGGUCACUGAUGCAUGUAAUGCUUGUUUUGAGCAACGGCAUAUAUUCACUCAGCAGGUUCUUGCGAAGGUCUUAAAUCAGUUGGUUGAGCGGAUUCCUCUUCCUUUGUUGUUUAUGCGUACCGUAUUACAAGCCAUUGGUGCUUUUCCUGCACUGGUGGAAUUCAUAAUGGAGAUUCUUUCUCGUCUUGUAAGCAAGCAAAUAUGGCAAAACCCAAAGUUGUGGGUAGGAUUUUUGAAAUGUGCACUCUUGACAAAGCCUCAAUCUUUCAGUGUGCUGCUUCAGCUACCUCCUCCACAACUUGAAAAUGCACUGAACAGGACUGCAGCACUCAAAGCUCCUUUGGUUGCUCAUGCUAGCCAACAGAAUAUUCGGAAUUCACUUCCUAGAUCUAUGUUGGCAGUUUUGGGACUUGCUCCGGAUACUCAGUCCUCCAGUCAGGCACAGACAAGUCAGGCUCACACCGGAGAUACAAGCAACUCCGAGAAGGAUGCUGCAGUGACAGAGAAAUCGAAAGAAUCAUCCAGUGCUAUCUGAAUGUGAAACUCAAUUUUGUUAAAGCAUAUGCUUAUUAAAGGUUAGCUUGCUACAAUGGUGCCUACCAUGGAUAGUUGGGUUCACGAAUCUCCUAAAGCUAAACUUCCAUGACACAAUUCAGGCAAGGGGAUAGAAAUAUGGAAGGCAGUCACUAUUCUUUAUCAUGCCCUUGAUAUCUAACACAUGACAUAUAAUAUAAAUGCCAUUGAUAGAGAAAGACUGUCUGCCUUCGAUUUAAAUUAUUUGAUUUCUCGAGAAAUUUCAGGGAAUUCUAGUCAACAUGUACAAGAGGAUUGAUUGCAAUUUUGAUAAGUUGAAGUAUUGCACAUAGGGGUUUGUAACAUUGCAAGGAUCAACACAUCUCAAGGUAUACGCUUUUAGUCCUCUCAAAUCAAGAUUUUCCCCCCCUUAAAGUAUUUCUUUGCAUCAGUUGUAGAAUUCAGAAUCGGAACUCUUUUUAUCUCUUAAUUUAAAGUUAUAGUACAGAAACCAUGAUCCAUGACCUAUAUUAAGUUGGGGUUUACUUUCUGUGAUGAUGUGGGAAAUUAAAUAUGGGGAUAAUAUGCCUGGUAGAUUUUUAUUGGUCAAAAUAUGUCGCAAGUCCCUGUACUUUUUGAAAAUUUGGAAUUUAUUCCAUAUAUUUUUUAUUUUCAGGAA
Molecule: messenger RNA, 4801 nt
Organism: Gossypium raimondii (Peruvian cotton)
Lineage: Eukaryota; Viridiplantae; Streptophyta; Magnoliopsida; Malvales; Malvaceae
Exons: 27
Coding region: 131-4144 (1337 amino acids)
Source: RefSeq, a predicted model, not a curated record